Messenger RNA from Phragmites australis (common reed), 1082 nucleotides. Its product is annotated as zinc finger protein 6-like. Gene Ontology annotation, biological process: gibberellic acid mediated signaling pathway; trichome morphogenesis; cytokinin-activated signaling pathway. The record is from RefSeq and is a predicted model, not a curated record. Gene Ontology annotation, molecular function: DNA-binding transcription factor activity; transcription cis-regulatory region binding. NCBI's taxonomy places the organism in Eukaryota, Viridiplantae, Streptophyta, Magnoliopsida, Poales, Poaceae. Bases 63 to 686 code for a protein of 207 amino acids. Gene Ontology annotation, cellular component: nucleus. The transcript has a single exon.
UGCAUCACCAACACUUCAACUACAACGACGACCUCAAGUCCUCAACACCCUCGAGAACAUCUAUGGCGGACAUACACUGGGACCAGCCCAAGCUGACGCCUAACGCAUCGUCGCUUAGGAUCUUCGGGUACGACGUAGCCGGCGGUGGCGCUGACAUUGUCGUGCAGGCGGCUCCGCCGGCCGUGACGUUGCCACGGGACGUCGGCCGGCAGCCGGACGGGCGCAGGUUCGAGUGCCAGUACUGCUGCCGCGAGUUCGCCAACUCGCAGGCGCUGGGCGGGCACCAGAACGCGCACAAGAAAGAGCGGCAGCAGCUGAAGCGCGCGCGCCGGCUCGCCGGGCGCGUCGUCGUCGACGGCCCUGCGGCAGGCAUGGGUUUCUGCACCGCCAGCUUUGCACCGUCGCCGCCCGGGCACGUGAUCGCCGUGGGCCACGCCGGGUCGGCUGCAUACCCGCCGGGCGCCGUCCCCAGCUGGGUCUACCUCGCGCACCACCAGCCGACCCUUGCCCUGCCGUUCCACGCUGUUCCACCCGGCGUGUGCAACACCGAAUCGCUGGUUCUCCGCGGUGGCACCGGCAGCAGCAGCGCUCAGUCAUACGAGGUGCGCACUCCGGAAGAUGAUGGCGCCGAGGAAGCCUCGGCCAUGGGGCUGGACCUCCAUCUCAGCCUUGCUCCGGCCAGUUAAUCGUCACUCUGGAUUAAAUCGUUCCCUCACACGCCGAUUGAACCACGGAAUAUGCUCUACCUCGCAAGAGGCCAAGGCUUAUGUUGGUGUACAUUUCUUCCGUUCCUUUAUUUAGGGAAAUCCCUUUCAUUGUUCAUACCUCGGUUGAUGUUGCACAAAUACCCACAAAAUAUAUAUGUGCGUGAUCAAUCAUCAAGUCAUUAAGGCAGUAAUUGGUGUAAGCAAAUUCUAUAAGACUUUGUUAAAAAGAUCCUCGUGAGACUCUAUCUAUACCAUUUAUUCCGUGAUCUAAUGGUUGGACUGAAGAAGAGAGAGUGAGAGUAGAUAAGUGUCAUCAUAGUGAAGAAGGUUUUCGUAGGAUAGGGUUGUAUAAAAUUUGCUUUCUUAAUUGGUACU